This is a messenger RNA of Acipenser ruthenus (sterlet), 4234 nucleotides long. Its product is annotated as phosphatidylinositol-binding clathrin assembly protein-like. Gene Ontology annotation, biological process: clathrin coat assembly; synaptic vesicle budding from presynaptic endocytic zone membrane; clathrin-dependent endocytosis. Lineage: Eukaryota; Metazoa; Chordata; Actinopteri; Acipenseriformes; Acipenseridae. Gene Ontology annotation, cellular component: clathrin-coated vesicle; synaptic vesicle; clathrin-coated pit. Gene Ontology annotation, molecular function: clathrin heavy chain binding; 1-phosphatidylinositol binding; SNARE binding. The transcript is spliced from 24 exons. The coding region runs from base 661 to 2874 and encodes 737 amino acids. The record is from RefSeq and is a predicted model, not a curated record.
UCCAAGGUUUCUUGUGUACAGAGGGUGUGCUGAAACUAUAGCCUGGUGUUCGCCAUUUCGGCUCAUUGAGCCGUAGUAUAUGGUACGCGAAGGUGAUUCAUUAUGUGAGCCAGAAUGUCGUCAGUUUCAUUACCACCACAAAUAAACCUUGGGAGGCUCCAGCGAGAGAAGCGGACCCGCCAUUUUCCUGCAAGCCAGAUCUAGCCCAUUUAAACCCAGUAGGGGAGGCGAAAUAGAGAGGAGAUAGACAGAGGGAAAGAGAGUGUGGAGAAGGAAUAGGACUAGGACUAGGAAUAGAAACAGGAAUAGGAAUAGAAAGAAAGAACCUAUCUAAAAAAAAAACAAGGGAUAUCUUUUCCAUUUAGCCCGGCGACAGUAUACCUUUGCGUACUGUUUUUCGGGAUAGUUGGACCAAGAGCCGCGGAUAUAUUGUUUUUUUUUUUCUCUUUUUUUGUGGUUUUUUUUUUUUUGGCCCCUAAUACGACUGGACCUGCCUGGUGGUUUUUUUUUUUUUUUUUUUUUUUAAGGUCAGGUGGUUGAACAGUGGAGCCGCCAGAGGAUAUUUGAAAAUAACAUUUCCUUAAAAAAAAAAAAAAAAAAAAAAAAAAAAAAAAAGAAGAUAUAUUCUAUAUUUUAUUCGAUAUAUAAAAAAAGACGAAGAUGUCGGGACAGAGCAUAACGGACAGGAUAACUGCAGCUCAACACAGUGUCACCGGGUCUGCCGUUUCCAAAACUGUGUGCAAGGCCACCACACACGAGAUUAUGGGUCCGAAGAAAAAACAUUUGGACUACCUGAUCCAGUGCACCAAUGAGAUGAAUGUUAACAUCCCACAUCUGGCCGACACAUUUUUUGAGAGGACUACAAAUGGCAGCUGGGUGGUGGUCUUUAAAGCUCUCAUCGCAACACACCACCUGAUGGUUUACGGCAAUGAGAGGUUUAUCCAGUACUUGGCUUCAAGGAAUACAUUAUUCAACUUGAGUAAUUUUUUAGACAAAAGUGGGUUACAAGGCUACGACAUGUCUACGUUUAUCAGGCGGUAUAGCAGAUACCUGAAUGAUAAAGCAGUUUCAUACAGACAAGUUGCUUUUGACUUUACAAAGGUGAAAAGAGGAGCUGAUGGGGUGAUGAGAACUAUGAACACAGAAAAACUGCUAAAAACAAUACCAAUAAUCCAAAAUCAGAUGGACACACUGCUAGACUUCAAUGUCAAUGCCAAUGAACUCACAAAUGGGGUGGUCAAUGCAGCCUUCAUGCUCCUGUUCAAAGAUGCCAUUAGACUGUUUGCUGCUUAUAAUGAAGGAAUUAUUAACCUGCUGGAAAAAUAUUUCGAUAUGAAGAAAAUCCAAUGCAAAGAGGGGCUUGACAUCUACAAGAAAUUCCUCACCAGAAUGACCAGGAUCUCAGAAUUCCUGAAAGUCGCUGAACAAGUUGGGAUUGAUAAGGGAGACAUACCAGACCUUUCUCAGGCACCUAGCAGCCUUCUCGAAGCUUUAGAACAGCACUUGGCUUCUUUAGAAGGGAAAAAGGUCAAAGAUUCCACAGCUGCAAGCAGGGCCAGCACUCUCUCAAAUGCUGUCUCAUCACUUGCAAAUACCGGCAUAUCUUUCACCAAAGUGGACGAAAGGGAAAAACAAGUGGCCCUGGAGGAAGAGCAGGCACGCUUAAAAGCACUGAAGGAACAGAGGCUGAAGGAAAUGGCUAAGAAAGGUCCAUCCUCCUCUGCCACAACAGCAGCCUCUCCUGUCUUGACCACCGGAGGGGGUAUCUGUACAACGCCCGCUAUAGACCUCUUCUCAACUCCCAGCUCCACAAACAGCUCCUCAAGGAUGCCAAAUGACUUGCUUGAUUUGCAGCCAGCAUUUCAAACAUCAAUGCAUCCGAUCGCAACUGUACCAGGAGCGAAUACAUGGGGAGAUCCUUUUACUUCUACUGAUGCUGUUGAUGACUCCAUUCCAAACUUAAACCCUUUCCUUACACAACCUGUUGUCGAAGCCUCUGUUGUGUCUUCAGACGCUGUUAGUUUUUCUUCUAGGACACCCAGUCAUGAAAUGUUUGGUGAUCAUUUCAAUCCCUUUAUUGAUUCAAGCUCCUCUGUUGCAACAAAUUAUGAACACACAGUUCGGAUAGAGCAAUUUAUAUCAGAUUCCUUUUGUGGUCCACCAGCUUACCCUAGUGCUUCCCUCUUCCACACUGAGCCCUCUGCUGUAGCUGGUCUAUUUGGAGGGUUCACUCAGUCUCCAGCUCCUCAGCCACAGACCUCAGCAGGCCUUAACGUUGACUUUGAUUCAGUGUUUGGCAAUAAAUCAUCUUCUGCUAAUAACCUAGAUGCUGGUGAUGUUUUAGGUGGAAUCCUGAAACCAACAGUGACUUCUCAAAACCAGAGUCUGCCUAUUUCCAAGCAGCAGGCUGGCAUAUUAGUGUCUGACGAUUUGGAUUCAUCGCUCGCCAACCUCGUAGGCAACUUGGGGAUUGGAAAUGGCACAACAAAAAAUGACAUUCAUUGGAGUCAGCCUGGAGAGAAGAAAUUAACAGGUGGAACCAACUGGCAACCAAAGCUUGCCCCGACCACUACCUGGAAUCCUGCAACUAUGAAUGGCAUGCGUUUCCCACAAUACGCACCUUCCGUUAUGGCAUUCCCUGCUACCACACCGACAGGAAUGAUGGCAUAUGGAAUGCCUCCUCAGAUGGGAGCCAUGCCUAUGAUGACGCAGCCAACCAUGAUGUACACUCAGCCCAUCAUGAGGCCUCCCAAUCCAUUCGGACCGGUACCCGGUGCACAGCUUUCCGCAGCUUCUAGUCCUUCCAGUCAAAGUCCUCUCAGAGCUCCGGAAAAGGACCCCUUUGCAGAGCUCUCUCUCAAGGAUUUCUUGUAGAGCGUCUUUAGAUGCAGUUCAUGUAAUCAAUCUGAAGGGAGUCGAUUCGUUCUAAAAAGACGACCAACGCUAAGCAGCAACUCUUUUCUUUAAGCAAACUUUACUUUGCUCUCUGUACUCUUCAGUGAGAAUUACUAAAUGGACACGUGAAGGAAAAAGGUGAAAUGGCAGUGGGAAGAACAUGAAACAAACAGUAUCUUGGUGGACUGAUGCAAACGUUGUAAUUCUUUGUGUCUAACACAGUAACCGUUUUAGCUGCUGUUAUUGCCCACGAUCAGUAUCACUCCUCCAACGUGACAACUGUCAAGAUAAAAAUUGUGGGGGGUGGGGUGGGGGGUGGGGUGGGGGGGUGUGGGGAUCAAUCAUGCAGUGCUUUUUCAUUCAACUCACAAAUUAGAAGUGCUAACUUUACAGGUAACUGGGUUUCAAUUUACUUUUAUUUUUUACUGUGUACUAAGUUUGCAGUAGACAUUCCUUGUGUAUUUUAUUGUUUGUUUGUAUUUAUUUAUGAUUAUCUGUUGAAAUAUAAACAAAAUACUACAUCAAAAAUACUUCCUUGUGAGUGAUUCAGGAUUAUACAUAGCUAUGGUUGAUUGUAUCUUUGAGUGACUGAUUUAAAAUAAAAGUUAAAUAAAAUAAAUUAACCACCUGUAAAAUUGACUGAUGGAGCACUAAAUAUUCUCUAAACUAGUUUUAAUCUUGUCUAGUACAGCUCAGUAGCUCAAUCUCACAGCCGUACGUUUGUGUGGGAAAUAGGGGAGAGAAUACAAUUUUAUUAAUCCACAUAGUCAAUUCUGUGCCUAGGAUUUUGCAAGGGAACAUUUAACUGACUAGCAAGCACUACAUUUGUAAUUCAGCAGUAAUGCAUUUGGGAAGGAUCUGUAUUGCUUUAUGCUUGGCAUGUCAUUAUUUUACAUUUGACAAUUAUAUGGCUGCCUUUCCAAACUAAAUGUGAAGAGUUGCCUUCAUGUUACGACCAUCCUUCUACUUAGUAGCACAUAAAAGUAGUCUCGACCAUUGCAGCAGAUGUAGAAGAAUAUGUACAUUUUCUUUGGUUGCCACCUUUGAAAAAUGGAGAAGAAAUUCAUAAGGGAAAUAGUUUCUUUGUAAAUUUUUAGUAAAGGGGUCCAGUUGAAUAUAAAGCUCAGGAGCACUGUUGAUCGGUGCUUUGUGUAUAUAUAAAGAAAAUCUGUCAAUUUGAGGGGCAUAGUUGAGAGGAUAGUCUGAAAGAUGAAGGCAAUUCUGUUCAUUAAUUUAGCAUAUUUGCUGCAUUGUCCUUGCAGAUUCUAUUUUUGUUUAUAAAAAAAAUGUAUGAAAGCAGAGAUGGGUUGAUUUUCAAAUAAAGUGCAGCUUCCAUAAA